Molecule: messenger RNA, 402 nt
Organism: Monascus purpureus
Lineage: Eukaryota; Fungi; Ascomycota; Eurotiomycetes; Eurotiales; Aspergillaceae
Source: the annotation of a GenBank genome assembly
AUGUCAACAACCGCGACGACUUCCCCGGCUCCUGUCCCUGCCCCUACUACCCCUGCCCCGCAGGUUCUUCCCGAGGAUGUUAUCAAAACUCCUACAGAGACCUCCAAGCCCGUUAACCAGACCGUCGCGCAGAUCCGCUCCCUCAUCGCUGGUGGGGUAGGUGGUGUCUGCGCCGUUGUGGUCGGGCAUCCCUUUGAUCUCGUCAAGGUGCGAUUGCAGACGGCUGAGAAGGGUAUCUAUUCGGGUGCUAUAGACUGUGUGAAGAAGACGAUUGCGAGGGAGGGGUUGGCGAGGGGUUUGUAUGCCGGCGUUUCUGCUCCUCUGGUAGGAGUUACGCCUAUGUUCGCUGUCAGCUUCUGGGUAGGUCGCGCGCGUCUUUGCCAAUUACGAAUGCUUUGGUAA